This is a messenger RNA of Salpingoeca rosetta, 1532 nucleotides long. RefSeq lists its product as uncharacterized. The record is from RefSeq and is a predicted model, not a curated record. The transcript is spliced from 3 exons. Gene Ontology annotation, molecular function: FAD binding; monooxygenase activity. Lineage: Eukaryota; Choanoflagellata; Craspedida; Salpingoecidae. Bases 9 to 1532 code for a protein of 507 amino acids.
GGCCGUGAAUGACGCAACGUGGACAACGGCAACCACUGACGACAAACAAGAAGCAAAGCAGGUCAAGCAUGGCAAGCAGGUCAAGCAUGGCAAGCAACACGACUCCAGUGGUCAAGGAGAGGGAGGAUGACACGCAGCGGGUGUUGGUGAUUGGCGCUGGCAUCUCGGGUCUCACGCUCGGCAUCUGCUUGCAGCGUGCGGGCAUCCGCGUUCACCUCGUCGACAAGGUGAAGCGAAUGAAGGAUGCCGGGUCUGGCAUGAGCGUGAUUGGGCACAGCCUGCCGAUCCUGCGCACGCUGGGCAUCGACCUGCCAAGCACCAUCGGCCUGCCGCAGACCAACGUGUCCUUGCGGCGCUAUGACGGCCGCGGGCUGUUCCAGGUGCCGCUUGCAUCCGACAGCGACCUUGUACGGGAGUUUGGCUCCGUCCAGUGCAACGUGCACCGCGGCGAACUGCAGCAGGCACUCAUGGACGUGUUUGUGCGCGAGGGCGGGCGCCUCACCACGGGCAAGCGCUUCACCGGCCUGGCACACGCCGACACGGGCCACCCGGUCGCAGUGUUUGAGGACGGCACACGCAUGCAGGCGUCGCUGAUUGUGGGCGCGGACGGCGCACGGUCGCGCGUGCGCUCCUGCCUCUUUGGCGAUGGCUGCUUGAGGUACAGCGGGGCGUCGUGCUGGCGGGGGUUCCUUGACAAGUGCCCACCAGCCGUGCUGCAGCUGGCAUGUGCCCGUGCACACUGCAUGUACAAGACGGUUGUUCAUCCCACGGGUCAGAACGUCUCCUUCACCUGUGGCUGGACCACAAACGACCGGUGUUUCUGGGUUCUCGACGUGCAGCACCCCAAGGACAUCCCGGUUGAUGAUGUUGUGCCGUUUCUGUUAGAGCAGACGCGCGGGUUCCAUGAAGAGAUACAGACUAUCAUCAAGGCAACCCGGCCUGAGGACAUUAUCCAGACCGAUGUGUAUGACUGCCGCAGCGUACCGCAGUACACCCACAACGUGGUGCUGGUGGGCGACGCAGGGCAUGCUGUGGUGCACCACUUUGGCCAGGGCGCGUGCCUGGCCAUUGAGGACGCAGUUGCCCUCGCCCUGGCGCUGGACUCGGCCAUACCACCACCACUGCGACAGGAGGAGGAGGGGGAGGAGGAAACGAGGGAGCGAAAGCAGCAGCAGAAGGAGCACCACCAACAGCAUCAACAACAUCAACAGCAACAACAACAGCAACAGCAGCGACGACGGCAGGUGGAGCGCGCUGUGACGCCUGAAGCGGCCCGGCUGGCGCUGGCGUCGUUUGCCACGUGGCCCAGGUGGCUGCGAACACGGGCACUGGUGCUCAUUUCCCGGUGGUGUGGCAUGGUCUACAUGAACAACACGCCUGUGCUGAACGCCGUGCUCACAGCGUGCCUGGCGUGGCCCGUGAACCUGAUAUUUAUUGGUAUCAUGAAGGCGCUCCUCUUCAUCAGUGACCGCAGUUUGCGCCACGCCUCGCGCCGCUUCGCUAGCAGCAGCAAGCCCGCACGCGUGGACUAA